Molecule: messenger RNA, 2473 nt
Organism: Cinara cedri
Lineage: Eukaryota; Metazoa; Arthropoda; Insecta; Hemiptera; Aphididae
Source: the annotation of a GenBank genome assembly
AUGUCUUCGAACUUGGAACUAAAUAAUAUACAAAAUCUUGAGCAAAUUGUUAAGUUUAUAGAAAUUGGAUGUAUACCAGAAGUUUCAACUAAUGAAAAUCAGUUAGCCAAACGUAAUGCAGUUUUAUUUGCUCAUAUGGAUGUUGCCAAAUCUGUUUUUAAUAAACUUAACGAGUUAUUAAGUAAACUUCUAAAUAAUGAUAUAGAACUGAAAAUUAAACCACUGGACAUUUUGCACUCUUGCAUAUAUUUAUGUGGUGAACAUUGUCAGUCGGACUUUCAGUGGAGUAAUACUGAAAACCAUAGGUUAAUGAAUUUAUGUAUUGUUAAAUUAUGCAGUCUUCUGCAUUAUUCAAAUAUUGAUGAAUUGUUUGCCCAUGUAAAUAUUUCUAAAAUGUUUGCUGGUUUGUUACAUAAACUAGAAAAUGAGAAUUGGAAAAAAUAUCCAGCCGCUGUUGAAUGUUUUAUGUGGAUCUUGAAAUACUUAAAAGUAAUAAACAUACAUAUAUAUUAUAAAAUAUUAUAUAACUUAAUUAGUAUGUUCUAGAUGCCACGUUUAAAUAACAUAUUACAUUUAGUGAUGCCAUUACCGUUAAAUAUAUUUGAUAACUACCAGGAUUCAAAUAGAUUGCUUGCUUUAGAUGCAUUUCAACACAUUAUAGAUAAUACAGUUAGUAAAAUAUUAUAAAUAAUUCAAUUUUAAAUUUGUUGGAUAUUUUAAUAAUUUUAAUAUGAUGUAUUGAUCUAAAUUAAAAUUGUUCUAUGUUUAAUAUUAAGCCUGCUGCUGAAUUAGCAAUGAGUGGAUAUGAUAUUGUUUUGUUAAAAUCAUUAGAAUCUGGUUUGCAGUCAUUUCCAUGUGAAUUGAUUCCCAAUUUAUUAAGGUGUAUUUUGUCGCUAAUUUCAAAAAUGCAAAUGAAACAUUUAACCAAGAAAAAUUCCAUAGAAGUAAGUGUUAUUAAAUUAUUGUUUAGAACAAACACAUAUACUAUCUGUUCUGCCUGUGUCAAACGAAAAAAAAUAGAUAAAUUAUCAUUAUAUAUGCUAUUACCAAAUUACUGAACGAAAUUUGGCUUAAAAAAUCCCAAAUUUAAUAAUUGUUUUUGUUUGUAGAUGACUUAAUUAAGUUGGAUCACUUAAUUUUUACUUAUCUUUCAGUAUUAGGAAUCUAAUCAAUAUUAUAUUAUAUAUGCCAGGGGCAUAUCCAAUGGGGGGAGUAUUUAGGGCUCCCCAAUACAUUUAGUAAACCCUUCUGUCACUUUACACACAAGGUAGACAUAGCCAUCCAACAAUAUGAAUGCUAAUUGGAAAAAGGUUGGCACCAAUAGGGCAAAUAUAGUAUUAAGUAGCACAGAACAAACUAUACAAAUAUCAAAAAUAAUUUUAAAAACAUCAUCAAGCUCCAAAUUCUAAGUUAAGUGUUGAAGGGUUUUUAAUUUAAUUGAUAAAUAAUAUUAAGACAUAGCCAAGGCUAAAUAAAUAUUUUUUAGUGUAAUGAUUAAUGUUAGUAAUAUCAUAAUUUGUAGUAUUUUUAAAUUUGUAUUGCACUUUUUGUUGUAUUUAUACUGUGUAUUUGGUGUAUAUAAAAAUUAAUUUUUACUCCUAUUACCAUAUAUAACCACACAACACAAAGGUUGCACUAUAAAAAUUAAAAAUUAUGCUUUCUUUUACAUCCGUGUUACCAAUUUAACCCAUAAAUCAACUAAAAUAAUUAGAUUUGUUUACUAAAAAAUAAUAAUACCUAAAAGCCGAAUUUAAAAGAGAGGAUUUUAAUAGCUAUUAACUACUCUGGACAUAUAGAACAUUUUACAAAAAACUGCGUGUAAAUACUCCAGUAUUUUCUAAGAUUACCUUUGACAUCAAAAUGGUACUUUGUUUUAUACAUACAUUUUUUUUAAUUUAAAUUAUUCAACUAUAUUUUACAGUGGACAGAGUUUGACAAUGUUAUGAACAUUUUAUUACCACGUAUGGAAAUGGACCAUAAAACAGAAGCAAUAGAAUGUUUCGCAUCAAUUUGGCCAAUUGUCUUGGAGUCUGUUGGAUUUGCAUGUAUUCGGUGGUCAAAACGUUUGAUACCAUUAUUUGCAGAAUAUAUUAUGCAAGAGCACGCGACAUUGGCAACAGUUAAGGUUAGCUAAAGUAUUGAUUAAAUAUAUUUGUUCUAUACUUAUUUAAACAAUGAUAUUAAAACAUAUGACUUAUAUUUAUUGUAUCUCUAGGCAAUUGAAGUAUUUAUUACACAAACGUGGCCGAAAAGUAAUACUUAUUGGAAUGUAUUAUUAGCAAUAUUGAUUAAAGCUCUGUACAAUGAAGAUAAAACACAACCCAAAAAAGAAAACAUUUUGGCAAUUGAAGAAUGUAUUAAAACAUUAAAAGCAUCAAGACCAGAAUGUAUAAAUCCUAUUUUGACUAAAUUUAAAGAAUGUAAAGAAUUUCAAUCAAAAAAAAUAUUUAAAGAAUCUUUAAAAAAAUUAUAG